AUGUCGUCGCCAACAGUCCAACUCGCCUUCACCCUCCGCACCUCACCCAAUGUCCGCACUGUGCACUUGCUCGGCUCAUGGGACAACUACAAAAACCAGCUGCCCCUGUCGCUGGUCAAGGACCCUGCCGCCAAACCAGGUUCCUGGAAAGGCUCGUUCCGUUUCCAAGGCUCGAAUGCACUCAAGUUGGGCUCUCGCUACUGGUACUACUACAUCGUCGAUGGAUACCACGUCUCCCACGACCCGGCCAAGGAAUUCGUGACGGAGAAGACCACGGGUCGCAAGCUCAACAUCAUCGACGUGCCGGGAGGAGACAAGGCCAGCGCCAAACCAGCAAGACCUAGUGUCAACACCGAGGUGUCGACAUCGCGCCACAGCAGGGAGAUCCCCCACGGCCGUGCCCUGAGCCCGGGGAAGAUCCAGCAUCCCAAGCCCAGCAAGCCGUACGCGUCCCGCCAGCUGCGUGAGGCCGACUAUGAGGUGUCACCCGUGGACGAUCUCGAGGAGCGCUUCGCUGGCUACCACAUUGCCGAUUCGUCAGCAUCGCCGUCCGAGUUGUCAGACUCCAGCUCCUCGUCCGGUACUGCCUUCUCGCGCUCGUCCCCCUCCAGCAUGUCAAGUGUCAGCGACCACAGCUGCCGCUGUGAGCGCUAUGGAGUGACACGCUCCGGCCAACGGGUCAAAAUCGACUGCGGCGGUAAGCGCUGUGGUGCAUGGAGCUCCAGUUCCUCGGAGUGCGACUCGAAUGACAGUUCGGAAGAGUCCAGCGAGGAUGAGCGGGAGCGUCGAGCGAGGAUGCGCAAGGAGGCGGAGAAGAGGGCUGCCACGGCGGCACCGACAACGAAGGGGAAGACCAGUGGUGGUGGAGACGACCGGAGGAGGACUGUUGUUGUGGAGAAGAGACGCAGGUAG
This is a messenger RNA of Fonsecaea erecta, 912 nucleotides long. RefSeq lists its product as hypothetical. The record is from RefSeq and is a predicted model, not a curated record. The coding region runs from base 1 to 912 and encodes 303 amino acids. The transcript has a single exon. Lineage: Eukaryota; Fungi; Ascomycota; Eurotiomycetes; Chaetothyriales; Herpotrichiellaceae.